This is a messenger RNA of Homo sapiens (human), 6553 nucleotides long. It is a transcript of the gene POGK, whose product is annotated as pogo transposable element derived with KRAB domain. Lineage: Eukaryota; Metazoa; Chordata; Mammalia; Primates; Hominidae. Gene Ontology annotation, biological process: regulation of DNA-templated transcription. The record is from RefSeq and is a predicted model, not a curated record. Bases 662 to 2491 code for a protein of 609 amino acids. The transcript has 5 exons. Gene Ontology annotation, cellular component: nucleus. Gene Ontology annotation, molecular function: nucleic acid binding.
GAAAGGGAAAUGGGGCAAGAUGGCUGGAGAAAUCCGAACGCGCCCGGGGGCGCGGCGGCGGUGGCGCAGGCGGGGCAGGGCGGGCGGCGGCCCUGGUUGCGGCACCUUAGCGCGGGGAGGCGGCCCCUCCCACCUCUGCCCCGGAGCCGGCAGGGAGACCGCCGCCAAGUUCGGGCCCCAGCUGCAGGCAUCUGAAGCCUAGACCCAUCCAUGCCGCGUUCGCCUAUCUUUUUUGGAAAUAUCGAAGGAACCGACUUUGAACUCCAGAGGGAUCUUUUCUUUGGAGGUUCCCCGAUGCAGCCCUCAAGAUGCAUCCGCACUCCACACCUAGGAAUUGCCCGCGCCCAUAGAGGGCAGGAGUGCGGCCCUUUGUACUGGCCAAGAGUCAGCGAAUAGAGAAUUUGCAGCCCAGAGGCAAUGGGUUAUUUCCCUGUCGGGGUGGGCCCCAGCCGAUUUCUGCACCUUUUUGGGUAUCCAGGCAUAACCCUCACUAUGUUUCACUGACUCCUGCGUUUGCAAAGUCCCUUAAGGUAGAAUGACCCUAUUUUCUGAACCAGCUCGUGGACAGAACCUUUGAAUUUGGAAAAUCCAGGCAAUGGGCCUACUGAGCCAACCGCUCCGCCCAUGCUUAACUGGCUUCUAGCACCCAUUCCAGUUGAAGAUGGAGUCCACAGCCUACCCUCUCAAUUUGAGCCUGAAAGAAGAGGAAGAGGAAGAAGAGAUUCAGAGCCGGGAACUAGAGGACGGCCCGGCAGACAUGCAGAAAGUACGAAUCUGCUCUGAGGGCGGAUGGGUACCGGCCCUAUUUGAUGAGGUGGCCAUAUAUUUUUCCGAUGAGGAAUGGGAAGUUUUGACGGAGCAACAAAAGGCCCUCUACCGGGAAGUCAUGAGGAUGAAUUAUGAAACUGUCCUGUCCCUGGAAUUCCCAUUCCCUAAGCCAGACAUGAUCACCCGUUUGGAAGGGGAGGAGGAGUCUCAGAAUUCUGACGAGUGGCAGCUCCAAGGAGGCACCUCUGCAGAAAAUGAAGAAUCUGACGUAAAGCCUCCAGACUGGCCAAACCCAAUGAAUGCUACCUCCCAGUUUCCUCAGCCUCAGCACUUUGACAGCUUUGGCCUCCGUCUGCCUCGGGAUAUCACAGAGCUGCCCGAGUGGAGUGAGGGGUACCCCUUCUACAUGGCCAUGGGCUUCCCAGGGUAUGACCUCUCGGCUGAUGACAUAGCUGGGAAGUUUCAGUUCAGCCGGGGCAUGCGCCGCAGUUACGACGCAGGGUUCAAGCUGAUGGUAGUGGAAUAUGCUGAGAGUACCAACAACUGCCAGGCUGCCAAGCAGUUUGGAGUAUUGGAAAAAAACGUUCGAGACUGGCGCAAAGUGAAGCCACAGCUUCAAAACGCCCACGCCAUGCGGCGGGCAUUCCGAGGCCCCAAGAAUGGGAGGUUUGCUCUGGUGGACCAGCGUGUGGCCGAAUAUGUCAGAUACAUGCAGGCCAAAGGGGACCCCAUCACCCGGGAGGCGAUGCAGCUGAAAGCUCUCGAAAUCGCCCAGGAAAUGAACAUUCCAGAGAAAGGGUUCAAGGCAAGCUUGGGUUGGUGUCGAAGAAUGAUGAGAAGGUAUGACCUGUCUCUGAGGCAUAAAGUGCCCGUGCCCCAGCACCUGCCGGAAGACCUGACUGAGAAACUCGUCACUUACCAGCGCAGUGUCCUGGCUCUGCGCAGGGCGCAUGACUAUGAGGUAGCUCAGAUGGGGAAUGCAGAUGAGACGCCCAUUUGUUUAGAGGUGCCAUCACGGGUAACUGUUGAUAACCAGGGCGAAAAGCCUGUCUUGGUCAAGACACCAGGCAGGGAAAAACUGAAAAUCACAGCAAUGCUUGGUGUCUUGGCUGAUGGGAGGAAGUUACCACCGUACAUCAUUUUGAGGGGAACAUAUAUCCCCCCGGGGAAGUUUCCCAGUGGGAUGGAAAUUCGCUGCCACCGGUAUGGGUGGAUGACUGAAGACUUGAUGCAGGACUGGUUGGAAGUGGUGUGGAGACGGAGGACAGGAGCAGUGCCCAAGCAGCGAGGGAUGCUGAUCUUGAAUGGCUUCCGGGGCCAUGCCACAGAUUCCGUGAAGAACUCCAUGGAAAGCAUGAACACUGACAUGGUGAUCAUCCCAGGGGGUCUGACCUCACAGCUUCAGGUGCUGGAUGUCGUGGUCUACAAGCCACUGAAUGACAGUGUGCGGGCCCAGUACUCCAACUGGCUUCUGGCUGGGAACCUGGCGCUGAGCCCAACCGGGAAUGCUAAGAAGCCACCCCUGGGCCUCUUUCUGGAGUGGGUCAUGGUCGCGUGGAAUAGCAUCUCAAGUGAGUCCAUCGUCCAAGGGUUCAAGAAGUGCCAUAUCUCCAGCAACUUGGAGGAGGAAGACGAUGUCCUGUGGGAAAUCGAGAGUGAGUUGCCAGGAGGAGGAGAACCACCAAAAGAUUGUGACACCGAAAGCAUGGCUGAGAGCAACUGAAGGGAAAGGGAAAGGUAACCACUCAGGAGUAGAUACUCAGUGCCUUUGCUGACAUGUCUGUGUUCUACAAACACCUUCUCUCCAUUAUUUUUCUGUUUUUAAGUUCCCUUAGAGCCUACAGUGCAGUAGUGUAGAUCAGGGGUCCCCAACCCCCAGGUCACGGACCAUACUGGUCCAUGGCCUGUCAGGAACUGGGCUGCACAGCAGGAGGUGAGCGGCAGGUGAGCAAGCAUUACCACCUGAGCUCCGCCCGCUGUCACAGCAGCGGCAUUAGAUUCUCAUAGGAGCACAAACCCUGUUGUGAACUGCACAUGUGAGGGAUCUAGGUUGCAGGCUCCUCAAUGCCUGAGGAUCUGAGGCGGAACAGUUUCAUCCCAAAGCCAUCCUACCACCCACUACCCCGCACUUCCUGGGUCCCUGCAAAAAUUGUCUUCCAUGAAACCAGUCCCUGGUGCCAGAAAAGUUGGGGACUGCUGGUAUAGAUAACAGACCAUUAGCAUUUUCUCCUUUAUAUGAAACAUUUAUUAUUUGAUUUAUUUGUGUCUAUUUUGCUCUGUGGCUUGGACCCAGAAACACUUGUAUAAUAGGUGAAAUGAACAAAGAAUGAGCUGCCAGAACAUCUGAGAGCUGUAAAGUUAAAAUUAUUUGGACCCAAAGAAGCAUAGUCUGACGUUGUUCAGUUCACACAAAAUUUUGUCUGAAAAGCCAACUUUUUUCUUUCCCUUUUAAAUUAUGCUGAACAUUUAGGGCCAGUAUGUGUAACUGACAUGCUGGGACAGUUGUACUCACUUUUGCUGGCCUGUAGGACUGUGACAUAGGGAGAACACUAAGUGUGUCCUCCGGGCCUCGGGUCUCAGUCCUGGAGCUAUCUACAGUAUGUUACCAGCGAGUAAGAAUAAUAGCUUCUACUUGCUUUUCCCUACAGAGUUCAGGAGUUUUAAAACGUCAUCUUAGUCUCAUUAUGACCUUCACAUGGGCUAUGACAAUAAUUUCCUGUAGUCAGCAGAUGUCUGAAGGAAGAUAUUUUUUAACUGAAUCUUUACACCAAAAAAAGAAAAUAAAACGGUGCGUAUCUAGGACUCUAGUGAGGGCUGAGGACAAUAGGCCUGGAAUUUUCUGGGUUGAGUACACAAGAAGAACAGCUUUCAAAGGAAAGUAGGAAUGGAGGCCUAACUGAGACAACACUAGUGAAAUGACCCCACCCACCUACACCUCCAGAGAGGAGGAGGAUGAGCAUGUACAGCAGGGGGGACACCCACAAAGAACAAACAAUUCAUUUACCUGUUCGUUCUCAUCUCCCUAAUUAUAAAUUAAAUUGAUCCUCCAGACAGUGUUUUAUAUGAAGGAAGAAGCCACCUUUUUUACAGAGGACCUGAAACCGUCAACCAUCUUCACACAUUCUUUUUCUUUCUUUUAAAGUAUAAUUAGGUAUUUCCAUCUUCCUUGCUUUUUUCUCCAAAUGAAAUGCUAAUGGGAGCCUUAUUUUACCCACUUCAGCUAUAUAAGUCCAUCUGUGUUUCAAAGAGUGACUUAUGUCUCCUGCCUUGCUUCCAAAUUAAAUUGUACUCAUAUUGCUGAAUCCCAUUGUAAUUCUGGGAUCCCUGGAAUUACAAUGGAGCAAGAAGUUCUUACUAUUACAUUCAAAAUCACCAAAAUUGCUUUUUUUUCCCCCUUGGGUCCUCCUUGCUUUGAGAAACCCCAUGAAUCCAGCCUCCCUUUUCUGCUGACCCUUAUAUUGCCUGCAUUGGAUAUCAAACUGAAUUACAUUGAGUUUCCAUCUUUUCUUCAUUUACCUUUUGCUUUUCCCUCUCCUUGUUAGAUAACAUUUUUGUGCACUUUUAAUUUCCUAAGCUCCUUACCACCUCAGGGACAUGAUUAAAAACUUCCAGAAGAGGAAAGGAGAAAAAGCUAUGCUAAGUUGCAUUUAUGAAUGUUGGCCUGUAAUAUUGGUCAUGAGCUUUUGCUCUUCUAGUCUGCCACAAUUCUCUCUGCAGCUCCUGAGGAAGUGAUGGGAGUAGACAGAUUCACAGUGAACAAGAGAUUUGGGAGACCAAGUGGGCAUAAAACUACGUCUUGGCCUCUAUUUGGAAAUCUGAAUGAUGGAAUUAUUAUGUUUGUUAAAAGUUAUACCAAAAAGCCAAGGGUUAAUUCAUUUAGGUUCUCUCUGUUUUCCAGCAAAUGGAACUCUGAUUUAAACAGCUGGGGAUGAAAUUCCUCAAGAUGAUUAUUCCUGAAAGUGUGGAUGCGCUGGAUGCGCAGGGAACAUCAGGAAAAGGCCACGGGGCUCUGAACAGCCCCGGUCCAGACAGCAGCCUGUACAUCCAUCCCAGGACACAGCCCAGCCCCUCCCCACACCAUACAAGGUAUCAGAAAAGUCUAGGACCUAUCAUUUCAUCAGAGACAUGAUCAGAAAAGAAACUGCUUCUGCCCCAUUUCUUGUUUUGGAGAUUACUCCAUCUGUCCAUCAAAAGAAACCUGUAAAUAUGAAAGAACAAAGGUUAUUUCCUGGAGAAAAGACAAUUUAUUCAACACCAACGAGGGACUCAUCAUAUGGGCACAACUCUGGUGUCCUUCUAUGGAGAAAACCUCAAGUAAAGUUUUAUUCUGCCUUUGAAAAUGCUUCCAAAAGUAGACCCUGUCCCCACACAGGUCAAGACUACAGAGAAGGCUUUGUAGAAAUGUGUCACCUAUGUACACCUGCUACUUACACAUUUCCUCUUUUGGAAAAAUGAGAUACUUAGAAUAACAAGAAAAUUAAGACAUACUGGCCUGGUGCCAGCAGAUGGCUUUUCUAUAGACAAACUAGGUUAGUGUGGAAGAUAUAGGUUAAAAUAAACUAUGCUGUUUUAUUUAUCUUCCCAACCUGAUUGGCAGCUAGACUUUUUUAGGGUCUCAUUUAAUGGCCCUGUUUUUUUCAUUAUUAUAUUUAAUGAUAGGGCAGGAUUUCGUAUGCAAGCUCUUGUUUCUCAGGCUGCCUGCAGAAGAAGUCGCUAUAAAUUAUCUGUUGUCUACAUGGUACAAGGCCCAUUGACUCAUCUGAUGCUUGUUUUGUUAAUUUCUUUAAUAUUUUUAUCACGGGGCAGUGGGAGGGCUUGGGCUUUUAGCCACAGCUGUUUUAAGACUUCUGAUCUCCUGCCCUGCAGGAAUAGGUGGGAAGUCAUUGAAUUUUUACACUAUAGUAAUUUGCAUUCCCACAUAAGUUUGAGUGUUACGAAAACAUUCCUUUAAAGGGAUCUGUGCUACACAAAAUAUGCCAGGACCUCACAGACAAAGCCAUUGCUAGAAAUGUCAUUCCAAUGAUCAGAUCUGGAAACAGGCUGCCAUAACCACUUUUCCUUCUUGUAGACUCAGCUCACCUGUAUAUUUAAACUGUUCUUGGCAUCUUGAAACACCUAUUUCUACUCAGGUACUCAUUGUCCUGUUACUGAUUCACCUUUCUGAUCCUUUUCAACCAGUUUUCCCCCAAGGGGGGAAAUUUUACUUAACCUCUAGUAUUUGAACAACUCAAUAUUUGAAUUGUUGCCCCAUUUGCUUUUACCUGUACUGUAUUCUUGGUCAUCUCAAAUGGCGUCUAAACCCAGCUACUUUGCAUUCCAGAAGUUUCCAUUCCCUCCAAUUCCACCUAAUUUUUCAUCUGUCCUAGUUACUGGCUCUUUCUUCAUGUCUUAUUUCUCUUGCUUUGGGAGCUUAAAAGAUUUUACAAGACCUAAUUUUGGGUUCCUUCCUUGGAGCCAUAGUUACCCUGCCAAGAAGAGUAGAAAAUGGGUUCAACUCCUGUUUCGCUCCACCAACACCUCUGUGAGUCUCAUCAUCAGCUGAGCGAUGAUGCCUUACAGGUUGCAUAGCACUGGAACUUUCCUAGAGUAACGGCUCUGCUGCCAGGGUUUCUCUGGGCUCAUUCUUCCACUGACUUAAUUAUGAUCUAUGCCUAACAGAGCCCCAGUACAACUAUUUUGCAGAAUGGCUGUUACCCUAGAAUUACUAUAGCACAUAUUGAGAUAUAGUUGUACUCCCUAGUAGAUAGGAACUGACCCCAACAAUAAACUUUGAUAAUAAAGACAA